AUGGCACUGGUCUCCGGCCACCAUGUUACGACCUCUACCGACUUCCCUGUUCCCACUUUUGCGACACCACUGCAUGCCGCCGCCCUUAUCGGCCAGGAUCAUAUGAUCCGUUGGAUUCUGGAGCGCUGCCCGACCCUGCCUGUCGAUUCCGAGUACGGUUUGUACACCCUGCACUACGCGACUUUCGUCCUGAUGCCGGACAUGGCUACGGACGGCAGAUCUUUGGUUUUCGAUGCUGACCUAGGCGAAGGGGACGUCGGGGUCCUCGUCGACAGAACGAAGGAGGCGACGCGUCUCGUAUCCAGCCUCAUGGGCAUCGGCGCAAUUAUCGACACGCUAAACGAGAGGGAAGCAGCCAAACGACUUCGUCAGGAAAGGAAUCGUCUAGCUGCCGAGAAUCCGGCGGCAAACUCGGCAUAG
This is a messenger RNA of Colletotrichum graminicola M1.001, 420 nucleotides long. RefSeq lists its product as uncharacterized. Bases 1 to 420 code for a protein of 139 amino acids. The record is from RefSeq and is a predicted model, not a curated record. NCBI's taxonomy places the organism in Eukaryota, Fungi, Ascomycota, Sordariomycetes, Glomerellales, Glomerellaceae. The transcript has 2 exons.